AUGGCCAGCAAGGUGUGCCUCUUUCUUCUCGCGUUCCUCAGCGUCGUGCUCGCGCUUGACAACCCCGUCGCCGGCGGCGGGAUCAAGGCCACGUUCGCCGGCAGCCCGGAGUCUCGGUCCGGAGAGGCUGCGGUGCUGCGGCAGCUGCUGUCGACGAGGCUGGAGGAUGCCGUGGCGCCGGAGCUCACCGUGGACCUGCACCUCCACCGCCGUGUCCUCGCCGGCACGGUUGAAGGGUCAGCGUUGAGAGCUAACAGUCCGGCCUGCAUAAGGUCGUGCCCGGCGCCUGGGGAUCCGUAUACCGGCUCAAGCCGGGGAUGCCAGAAGAAGUACCAGUGCAGCAGCGGCUGA
Miscanthus lutarioriparius is the source of this 351-nucleotide messenger RNA. Lineage: Eukaryota; Viridiplantae; Streptophyta; Magnoliopsida; Poales; Poaceae. The record is from the annotation of a GenBank genome assembly.